This is a messenger RNA of Conger conger (European conger), 984 nucleotides long. Its product is annotated as hydroxycarboxylic acid receptor 2-like. NCBI's taxonomy places the organism in Eukaryota, Metazoa, Chordata, Actinopteri, Anguilliformes, Congridae. The transcript has a single exon. Bases 1 to 984 code for a protein of 327 amino acids. Gene Ontology annotation, biological process: blood coagulation; thrombin-activated receptor signaling pathway. The record is from RefSeq and is a predicted model, not a curated record. Gene Ontology annotation, cellular component: membrane. Gene Ontology annotation, molecular function: thrombin-activated receptor activity.
AUGGUCUGGACAAACGAGUCGUGUUGCGCAUUCAAAGGGCAGCUGCUCUCCAACAUGCUGCCGCCUCUGCUCCUGCUGGAAUGUGUGCUAGGAAUGCUGGGUAACGGAGGGGCCCUCUGGAUCUUCUGUUUCUAUCUGAAACCCUGGAAGAGCAGCACCGUCUUCCUGUUCAACCUGGCUCUGGCCGACUUCCUGCUCAUCGUGAUCCUGCCGUUUGGCGCUGUCUACUACCUGAGGGGGGUGGACUGGAUCUUUGGCGAUGCGUUCUGUCGCAUCUCACUCUUCAUGGUGGCCAUGAACCGAGGGGGCAGCAUCUUCUUCCUCACCGCCGUGGCCGUAGACCGCUACCUCCGGGUGGUCCAUCCUCACCACCCCAUCAACUCCAUGACCGUCUCCAGGACCGUUUACACCGCGAUUGCUGGGUGGGCCCUCGCCAUCUCCCUGAACGUCCAUCUUCUCACCGCGCCCCAACACUUCCAAGCUUUAGACACCAACCGCUGUAACAGCUUCAUUAUUUGCCCUCGGUCUGACUCCAGUCCCACCUGGCACAGGGCGGUCUUCAUCUUCUCCUUCUGCAUACCACUAGCCGUCAUCCUCUUCUGCUCUCUCCAGGUGGUCAUGAAGCUCAAGGAACGCCAGUUGGAUAAGCAUGGCGGGAUCCAGAGGGCCCUCCAUCUCAUUGUCCUGGUGGCCGCCAUGUUUGCUGUCUGCUUCCUCCCGAGCAAUGUCAUCCAGCUGAUGAUCUGGACCAAGAACUCCAAAGACUGCAACUCUUUUGAAGGCCUGAACACAGCCUUCUCCAUCACCAUCAGCCUAACCUACCUCAACAGCAUGCUCGACCCCCUCAUCUACUACUUCUCUAGUCCAGCCUUCAAGAAGAUCUACAAGAAAGUGGCCCGGCUCAGCUUUAGGAAGAACGAGGAGCCAAGCCCAGCCGAAGACAAGACCAGAGAGACUGGGUCUCAGAGCCUCAGCCAGCUGUGA